Messenger RNA from Musca domestica (house fly), 1079 nucleotides. It is a transcript of the gene Oscillin, whose product is annotated as glucosamine-6-phosphate isomerase. Gene Ontology annotation, molecular function: glucosamine-6-phosphate deaminase activity; identical protein binding. Bases 136 to 948 code for a protein of 270 amino acids. Gene Ontology annotation, cellular component: cytoplasm. NCBI's taxonomy places the organism in Eukaryota, Metazoa, Arthropoda, Insecta, Diptera, Muscidae. The record is from RefSeq and is a predicted model, not a curated record. Gene Ontology annotation, biological process: N-acetylneuraminate catabolic process; carbohydrate metabolic process; N-acetylglucosamine catabolic process. The transcript has 7 exons.
UCCAUUCCGCACAAACAGAACAAAGCGUAGUGUUUUUUUUUUUUGCUGUAUCCAGAGAAAUCAUAUCAAGCCAUCAACACCUACUUGCCUAUAAAUUUCUACCUCAUCAGCUCAGGACAAAGUAACUAAACAAACAUGAGACUAGUAAUUUUGGAAACAUCCGAUGCCGUUGGUCUAUGGGCUGCAAAAUAUGUGACAAAACGUAUCAAUGAUUUCAAACCGGGACCAAAUAAAUAUUUUGUAUUGGGUCUACCAACGGGCAGUACUCCCUUGAGUAUGUACAAACAUUUGAUCAAGUUUCACCAGCAAGGCAAGGUAUCAUUCGAAUACGUGAAAACAUUCAAUAUGGAUGAAUAUGUGGGCCUUCCCCGUGAUCACCCGGAAAGCUAUCAUUACUAUAUGUUUGAGAAUUUCUUUAAACACAUUAAUAUCGAUCCGAAAAAUGUCCACAUACUCGAUGGCAAUGCUCCCGACUUAGUGGCAGAGUGUAAUAAAUUUGAAGAGAAAAUCAAAGAAGCCGGUGGUGUGGAACUUUUCAUUGGCGGCAUUGGUCCCGAUGGUCAUAUUGCAUUUAAUGAACCUGGUUCAUCGUUGGUAUCACGUACCCGCGUAAAAACCCUGGCCCAAGAUACACUGGAAGCAAAUGCCAGAUUUUUCGAUAACGAUAUGAGUAAGGUACCGCGACAAGCGUUGACGGUGGGUGUCGGUACUGUUAUGGACGCCAAAGAGGUGAUGAUUUUAAUAACCGGUGCCCAUAAGGCUUUUGCCUUGUACAAAGCCAUCGAAGAGGGUGUAAAUCAUAUGUGGACUGUCAGCGCUUUCCAGCAACAUCCCAACACUCUGAUGUUGUGCGAUGAAGAUGCCACGCUAGAGUUACGUGUUAAGACUGUCAAAUACUUUAAGGGUAUUCAAAGAGAUAACAGCACUGACGAAAAGGACACCAACUGAAAAUUAAUUAUAUAAUAAUGCCUAAUGGAUGUCCAUAUGAAACUCAUUGAUGGAAUGUAAUAUCAACUGCCCCGAUUUUACGGCAUUGGAAUAUUUUUAUCUGAUACUAACUGUUUUUAGUACAAUACUAU